This is a messenger RNA of Pyrenophora tritici-repentis Pt-1C-BFP, 336 nucleotides long. RefSeq lists its product as uncharacterized. The record is from RefSeq and is a predicted model, not a curated record. Lineage: Eukaryota; Fungi; Ascomycota; Dothideomycetes; Pleosporales; Pleosporaceae.
AUGUGGGAGCUCCCGGGCCUCCACAGGUUACAGAUGUCGUACACUCGGCAUCGAUAUGCUGCUGUCCGGCUUUACAGCAUGGAAGGCGAAGUUACGGUGAAGGAUGCAGGAAAAGCACAGGUAGUCACAGAUCCGGAAAGCGACAAGGCCGAUACUGGAGAGCCGCAGCGGACAAUUGCCCUCGACGACGGUUACGGAGAUGCCCUUUUGUUGCUAGGAACGGGUACAGGUACCCAGCCAGUCCCGGUAUCGAAGACGGUCAUGAUUCUUGCUAGCCCGGUCUGGAAAACGACACUGGAAGGAAAACAAGGCUACCGAGAUUCCAUUCCCACAUGA